Molecule: messenger RNA, 1700 nt
Organism: Drosophila melanogaster (fruit fly)
Lineage: Eukaryota; Metazoa; Arthropoda; Insecta; Diptera; Drosophilidae
Exons: 2
Coding region: 150-1205 (351 amino acids)
Cellular component (GO): cytoplasm; endomembrane system
Source: RefSeq, marked reviewed
GCAUGAAGGAAGCGGCAUUUAGAAUAAUUUGCCGGUUUGUAACAUGCAACCAAAGUUUUUACCAAAUUGUAUCACAGUAGGCUGAUAAUUGUAUUCGAGCACAAGUCAGCCAAAAAUAUCCAGUUGCUAACGAAACAAGGCUUAAUAAAAUGGUCACAUACAAUACUCUAAUACAGAACGAAAAGAAUGAAAAUGUGGUCGCCCCGAUAAGCCGGCCAUUCGCCAGAAAGAGGAGGACUGAGAUUCGCCGCCUGCAGUCCAACAGGCGGUUGAAUAAAAAGGUGUGCAAACACCAUUUGGACAUUGCCCAUUGUACCCAGAAGAAGGCUCCAUGGCGGAAUUGGGCAUACCUCAUUCUCGCCCUCGCCGCAGGAAUUGGCAUGUUAUUGCAGUUCACCGACAAGUUGUCCACGGUCAGCGGAUUCCUGGAAAGCUACAAAAACCAGUACCACUCGAUCGUCCACAACCAGGACAACUACUGCAAUCCCUCCCGACGGCUGGGCGACAUGGUCCUGCACGCCCGCCACCAGGUACUCAACCAGGAUCUUGCAUUGAACCAGCUAGAACUGGCACUGGACAACACCACCAAUGAGGCAAUCGUCUUGGUGGGCACCUCUGGCGUAGGCAAGAGCCACACUGCGCGAAUCUUGCGCGAAACGUUUCCCUGGCCCGAGAACGUGAAUACACUCUCCUGGACCGGCAGUUCUUCUUUGGGCCGAGUGAAGAGCAUGCUAUCCGGCCUGACAUAUUGCGGACAGAAUAUGAUCUUGAUUGAUAACAUGACGCCGAAGGAUGCACACUUCGUGCCUAUCAUUAACGAAAUGAUAAGUGAGGGCGAAAAGAGCGCCAACCACACUGAGCAUCCGCAACAGAAGCGGUUGACCAUUGUGUUUAUCUUUAAUGUGAAUAGCAUGCAGCCCGGCGAGGAGUUUGAGAUGGAUAUGGAGAUCCUUAGAAAUAUGCCACACACCCAGUUGGUCACCUUUGCGACUCUGGAUCCCACCCAUCUGGUCGACUGCAUCCGCAGGGAAGCCGCCAUCGCAAUGGUGCACCUGGAAGACGAGCACGUAGAAGAGAUAAUCAAAAGUAUCGAUGCUAGCGCUUCUGGCUGCAAGUCGAUUUUGGCCAAGGUCCUGCUCUACGGCAAACCAAUAAUCGCAGACUCCCAGGAUACUGACCAAGUCCUUCCAGUAGGUUCCUUUUAGUAGGUUUUUAAAGUUUACGUUUUAGACAAUUCUGCAAACCAGUCGUGAUAAAUUUAAAAGCAGGUUGGCAAAAACUAUUAGGCUAGCAUCCGUGGAAUAUCAGCAAACAAAGUUUAAUGUUGUAAAUCAAAAACCAAUGUUUUAUUCCUGUGUAUCGUACAUGUACAUACAUAUAUGGCCAAUACUUUGCUAUUUUUGUACUACCAUAUGUGUAAAUGAAAUUAAGACGACAAAUGACAAAAUUUUUGUAAAAGAAAACCAAUGGUAUCAUAUAAGAAUAAAUUUAAAUGAACGAAUUAUAUUUAAAUUGUAAGUUGACAGCAUUCAACCACGAUAUUAAGUAAAUGUGAUUAAAAUUGCCAUAUGUGUAUAAGAGUCUAGAAUCAAGUUCUUAUAAAUAUACUAUUUUUUUAUUUUAAAAAUAAGAAAAAAAUUAUUGUUCUGCUAUCUUAAACAAUUAUAUAUUUCGAAGAAUGGGAAUUACUAUACUACUAU